Molecule: messenger RNA, 3986 nt
Organism: Eurytemora carolleeae
Lineage: Eukaryota; Metazoa; Arthropoda; Copepoda; Calanoida; Temoridae
Product: putative leucine-rich repeat-containing protein DDB_G0290503
Exons: 2
Coding region: 110-3853 (1247 amino acids)
Source: RefSeq, a predicted model, not a curated record
UAAAAAAGAAACAUUGGAAGAAAAAAUCAAAAAACUGUUUGACGGGAAAAAGAAAAAAGAAAAUGUACAAGAGAUUGAAAAGCCCAAAAAGAAGAUAGCAAACAACUCCAUGGCUCUAAAGUUUGAAGAACUGUCCCGAGCUGCGGAGCUGGAAGAACAAGCCAGAAAAGAUCUUCAAGAAAAGAAAAGAAUAAUGAAAGAAAGAACAAGAAACAUUAUUCACAGAUCGAAGCAAAUUCUUCAUAAAAUGUCGAAAGAAAACCUGAAAAAAUCGCAAAGUUUACUCAACAAUGAAAAUCAUAAGAUAACCAGGAUGAAUGUCUCGAGCUCUGAAAGCAAGGAAGAAAUGAAUAAAAAGGCAAUGCAAAACUAUCUUAUCUCCCAGGUUCUCUUUGAUAAGGAGGAGAAUAUAACAUGCUCCGGGAUCAAGGAAAAACAGGCGGAAGUAGAAAGCAUGGAGAAAAAGAUAAAUUCAGAGCUUCGGAGAAUAAAAAAUAUGGAAGAAGAAAGGGCUUUACGACAACAAGAGCAACAUUUUGAGAAUUAUAAACAGGAAAUGGAAAAAUAUCUUCAAUUUGUUUGCGAGGAGAACAAAGUUAAAAAGAAAAAGAAUAAAGCUGCCAAAAAAGAAGAAAAUUUUCCCAUGAUAAACCGCCUUAAUAUUCAAGAUAUUCAAAACUCUUUUGAAGAAAAUUCUAAACAGACAUUUACGGGAGGAACCAGUCCAGAUGCUGUUACAGUAAGUAAACUAGACACCACUAAGUUUCUUCAACCAACUGAAAACCCCGGUCCUAAAACCAAAGAGAACAUAUCUGUUAUAAUAGACAAAACUGCGUUAAAGAGAACAAUUAGUUUAUUUGAAAAAGAAAAGAAAGAGAAGGAGGAGCAGGAAAGGAUUGCUGAAUUAUCCAAGAAAAAAGAUAGACAAUCGACCUUUUGGGCAAAACAUUUUAUGAAUAAACCACAGAAGAGUUCGGAUUUAGCAGAAAAAGAUCAUUCACUUGAAAAGUCCGAUCUUGAAGAAAAUGCGAUCCUUCAAGAUUCUGAGGUUUUAUGUGAGGCGGGAGAAAGCAUAAGAGAAAAUGGAAUGAGAAAAAAUGACGUAGAAAAAAUGAAAAGUUUGGAAUUAAAAAGACUAAAAAAUGUUGAAGAAGAACGGAUAUUAAGGCAACAAGAGGAGAAUUUUGAGCUUUAUAAACAAGAAAUGGAAAAAUAUCUUCAGUUUGUUUGUAAAGAAAAUAAAAUAAAAAAUAAAAAGAAGAAAGUAGCAGAGAAAGAUGAACCAACAACUAUAAACCGUCUCAAUAUACAAGACAUUCAAAAUUCAUUUGAAGAACAUUUAAAACAAAGCUUAAAAACUCCAACAAGUCCUGAUAGGAUAACCGUAAACAAACUUGAUCCUACAAAAUUCCUCCAACAAGAUGAAAGUUCAGCUCCCAAAAAGAAGGAAUAUGUUCCAGUGAUCAUUGAUAAAGCUGCUUUCGAGAGAACGGUUGGAAUUUUUGAAAAUGAAAAUAAAGAAGAAGAGGAACAGGACAAAUAUGUUUCUUUAUCUAAGAAAGUUGUAGACUUGAAUUUAUCUAAAUCUGAUUUUGAAAAAACAAUUCGUUUAUUUGAGAAAGAAAAAAGAGAGGAAGCAGAGAGAGAAUUGUUAAACUCAAUUAAUAAAAAACUUGAGGGAAAAAAAUCUAAUUUUUGGGCAAAGCAUUUUCAGAGUAAAUGCCAGAAAGCUAGCAAAGAAUCUGGUUCUGUUGUUUCUGGAGAAUUCGAUGAUACUAAUCCUACAAAUGAAAAUACAGAUCUCGAAAUUGAUGAAGAUGAUGAGCCAAUAUUCAAGAAACACAACUUUGAAGUAGAAAAUAUGGAGAAAAAAAUUACGUCCGAAUUAAAAAGACUCAAAAAUGUUGAAGAAGAACAGAUAUUAAAACAGCAAGAGGAGAACUUUGAGCUUUAUAAACAAGAAAUGGAAAAAUAUCUUCAGUUUGUUUGUGAAGAAAAUAAAAUAAAAAAUAAAAAGAAGAAAGUAGCAGAGAAAGAUGAACCAACAGCUAUAAACCGUCUCAAUAUUCAAGACAUUCAAAAUUCAUUUGAAGAACAUUUAAAACAAAGUUUAAAAACUCCAACAAGUCCUGAUAGGAUAACCGUAAACAAACUUGAUCCUACAAAAUUCCUCCAACAAGGUGAAAACUCUGCAACAAAACAAAAAGAAAAUAUUCAAGUAAUAAUUGAUAAAGCGGCGUUUGAACGUACUUUGGAGGUUUUUAAAAAAGAGAAAAAAGAUGGAGAGAGUAAAAAAUCUUUAUCGUCGAAUAAAGAAGAUCAAAAAUCUAACUUUUGGGAGAAGCAUUUUAUGAAUAGGUCUGAGAGUAAACCUGAUUUACUUGAAAGUAUAAAACCUAAGGAUCCAAAACCUCCUUUAAAAUCUGUGAAACCAAGCGAUGCAGAAAGAGAGAAAAGUUCUGUGAAACAACUGUUAGAAGAUCCCAUAAAGAAAGUUGACUCCUAUUCUAGAAAGAUUUACAACUCUAUAAGCGGGAGUAAAGAUUGUUUAACUGAAAACUUGUCCAAACAAAGAUUAAGCAUUGCACCACAGCAACCUGCUCCAAGAUUAAACCAGUUUAUUAAACCAACCCGGCCUCUCCCAUCAGAGAACGAGGAUUUAGAAGAUAUAUCAGAUUCUGACGGAGAACUUGAAGAAUAUAAACAACAGUUGAAGGAACAAUAUGCAUACUUGGAUCUAAUCCAUUCCAGUCGGGAAUCAACCCCGGAGAAAAACCAAAGAAAAACUGGUUCUUUCUCCAGUCUAAUGAACAUUCUUCAGACCAUGAAGAAAUCAAAAAUUUCCCAGAAAUAUACAGAUUCCAAGUCUAGAGUGCUAAAUUUCUCUGACUCCAAGCCUGGAAUGAGUAGGUCGGAGAUGGAUUUACCAACCGUCUCCGGAUCCUGCUCCAAUAUAAAGCAGAUGUUUGACUCCGGUAGUAUAUUCUCCAGUACCAGGAGAAGCAGCGUUGAUCAGGACUUUAGGGACGUGAUUCCUGAGAGAAAGAAGGAUUUCAAAUCCUUUUUAACCUCAACAUUUGAAGGGAAGGAGAAAAUUAAACCCAGGAACUUUGAUGAUGAUUCGGAUUCAAGUAGUGAGGAUUUAAUUCCAAAGUUGAGGCAAAAAUCUAAUAAAUCUGAGAUUUCUGAAGAAGAUUUUAAUGGUUCUCAAACCAUCAGCUCUGAACUCCAAGCAUUAAGAAAAUGUUCUGUAAUGAAGGGGUUUAAUAAACUAGACAAGGGGAGCAGUCAGAUUAAUGAAUCAAGGACUAGACCUGGCCCCGUCAUGAGGAGGUCAAACAGCUGUGUUGGUAUACCAGGAGAGAUGCUAAAGGUUGACCUCGAUGAAAAAACCCUAACCGACCUCUCAGCCUCCAACCGAAUGGUAAAGGCCAUGUUUGAAACCUCUGCUCCGAAAUAUAAAUUCGGAGGCUCCGGAAUAAUUCACAAAGAUUCGGAAAUUCAAAGCAAUAAAAAAGUUCUCCCUCCGAAAUCCCAAGAAAAUAGAAAAUGGGUUCUGGAUUCAAUCAAUAAAUAUUUUGAUGUUAUUGCUGAAGAAGAAGAUGAUGAAGAUGAAGAUGAAAGUGAGUAUGAGGAAAGCUCCGAGAUCGAAGAACCUCCUCCAACUAAAGUGGAGGCAGAGUCCUCCUACAAGUCGUCCUCCAAAAUGAGAGGAUUACUAUGCUCUGUAGCCUCCAGACUGACCGGCAGUGUGAGUAACCUGUCAGCUGGUGACGUCAUACAAACUCUCAAGAAGAAUCUUGGUAGUCAGAUAAGUCUUAGAGCAUCUAAUAAGGAUCUUUCUCAACUAUAGUCAAUAUAUUGUAAAUAGUCCAGAAUAAAGUGUUAUUAGAUAAUUCUUAUUAAAUUUAUUUUUCUCACAAUUAUAUUAUGAUAUUAGUCAAUAUUUCGUAUAUAACUCAGAUGAUAGUUUUACGAGAUUGUAA